Bipolaris maydis ATCC 48331 is the source of this 2943-nucleotide messenger RNA. Its product is annotated as P-loop containing nucleoside triphosphate hydrolase protein. The record is from RefSeq and is a predicted model, not a curated record. Gene Ontology annotation, molecular function: protein binding. NCBI's taxonomy places the organism in Eukaryota, Fungi, Ascomycota, Dothideomycetes, Pleosporales, Pleosporaceae.
AUGGCCAGUUCAAUGGGCCUCCGCGACAACAGCCAGGCCGUCCGGGACCACCCAACAUGUACUAAGAAGUAGAAGAAACGAUGUGCAGUACAUACAAUAUGAAAGAGACGGUACGCAGCACAUUGCACUAAGAGAAGAAAUGUUACGCGGAGCGAGGCCUGUUCUGGUUUGCAAAAGCAGUAAAUCGCAUUGUUGAAGCAAAAGAGAGACCGUAACGGAGCAAACAACAAUUACCAUUGUGAUUGGAUUAAUUGAUUAAUUGAUUAAUUGAUUGAUCUUUUCGGCCACUAUGUCAUGUAUAUGUUUGGUUGGUUUGGUGGCUUACUUGUAGAGCAUAGCGUGGCGUCCCGAGGAAAACGAAACAUGUAUGCUACAUGCACAAGUCACGCAGCCCACAGCCAUGCAGCCUUGUGGGGGCAUCAGGUCCCUGUUGGAGGCCCGUUCAACGCGCUCUGCGACUCCUAUCUCUGCCUCCUUGAAUUCCUCACCGUUAUCAAGCCUGCAGGUGUUGUUGGCAGAACACGCUGGAACACGAUGCGCCUUCUCAAGUCUUCGGCAACAGACAGUGGCUUCGAGCUAACAUCUUUCGAUGACGGCCUCGCCCCUCCAUACGCCAUCUUCUCUCAUACUUGGGCCGAAAACCAACAAGUCACCUAUGAUGAGCUACUGAAGGGAACGGGCAUGGACAAGGAUGGCUAUGCUAAGAUGUUUAUGGCGCUCAUUUAUGGAGAGGGAGAGGAGUAUGCAGCUUUGCGUCUCAAAGAGGAGAUACAAAAACGGCAACAAGCGAGCAAGAAGGCGGAUUUGCAAGACUCCUCCGCCGUAUUGUCACUACCUUUUCCACAAAAUGAGCGCUUCGCCGGACGAGAGAGCCAGCUUCAAUCGAUGAAACAAACGUUAUUUUCUCCUAGCACCCAUCAACGGCUGACGAUAUAUGGACUCGGGGGCUGUGGGAAAUCAGCCCUUGCUCUCGAGUUUGCGUAUUGCGCGCGUGCGGAUCAGUCCAGAUGCCUCGUUUUCUGGGUGCCAGCCAUAAGUCAGGAGAGUUUUGAGCUUGCCUACAGAGACAUUGGAAACCAGCUUCGCAUACCAGGAAUUGAUGAUGCUAAUGCAGAUAUAAAGCAACUUGUCAGGGAUACACUAAGUUCUGGAAACUUGGGCAGUUGGCUAAUGACAAUUGACAAUGCGGAUGACUCGGAGGUCUUGUUAGGAGUUAGCAACAAGACAAUCAAAUCAACUCGAUUGAUUGACUAUGUUCCUUGCAGUACGGGAGGAUCCGUGCUCUUCACUACUCGCAGCAGAAAAGCAGCAACAGAUCUAACCCCAAAUAACGUCCUCGAGUUAAACGACACAGACAGAUUUAAAGCUCGGCAGCUAUUUGUUCACCGAAUCAACAACCAAGCACUAUUAAUCGACGGUACAGCUGUUAAUGCCCUUUUAGAGGUACUUACAGGCCUGCCGCUAGCUAUUAUUCAGGCUGCUAAUUUCAUCAACCAGAACGAAAUAUCAGUUUCUAAAUACACAUCACUACUCCAGCAUGCUAGCACCAAGGUUAAGCUCUUUAGCGAGCACUUCGAAGACCCUAGUAGAUACCAAGACAUAGACAGCACUGUCGCAAAGACGUGGCAUAUCUCUUUCGAGCAAAUCCAGAGGCAAGACUCUUACGGCGGAUCGUUAUUGCCACCAGGAGGAUCGGCUGUGCAGCAAACAAAAGCAAUUGGAACAUUGACUGGAUAUGCAUUCAUCACAGAGCGAAGACAGGCCGUGCCAGGAUCUAGCACGGAGAGGCUUUUUGAUAUGCAUCGGCUGGUACAUAUGGCGUUGAUAUGGUGGCUCGAGGGACAUGGAAAGCGGGAGAAGUGGGCAGGCAUAGCAGCAGUUCGAGCUCAGGAACUUGUGCCGUAUGGCGAUUUCGAAAGUAGAGAAAGAUGGAGCGUGUAUCUUCCGCAUGCACUGUACUUGGCUGGGCUCGUUGGCCUCGUAGACGACUUAAGGAGAGCUUCACUGCUAACACGAGUCGGCCAGUGUCAAGAAACCCUGGGGCUAUACAGACUAGCAGCGACAACACAACAAACAGCAUUAUUGCUGAGAAAAAAAUUGCUAUGCUCUGAGCAUCUAGAGACCUUGAGUACUAUGAGCUGCUUGGCGUCUGCCCUGAAUGGGUUGGGGAAAUACAAUGAAGCCGAAGCGAUCCGUAGGGAAGAGCUAGCGAUACGUGAAAGGGUACAAGGGCCUGAUAAUGGAGAUACUCUGGCAACCGUGGGCGAACUGUCGACAGUGCUGUAUAAUCAAGGCAACCUCAACCAAGCUGAGGCGUUGAGCCAGCAGACACUAACACUGGAAAUUAUGAACAACUUCGCUCUGGUACUAGAGAGGCAAAGAAGACACAAAGAGACUGAGAUAUUACAUACCCAAGGGCUGGCGAUUACCGAAAAGCUAUUUGGGCCCGAGCAUCCAAACACACUAAUAAGUAUGGAAAACGUGGCCCUGGUGCUGUCUCGCAAGGAUCAAUACACAGAGGCCGAGGCAAUGUACCAGCAAAUACUCGACAAAAGUAAAAAAAAUACUAGGACCUACCCACUGCUUUACCCUGGCCGCCAUGAACAACAAGGCAAGAAUCCUUCAACAACAGGGAAAAUACACCGAAGCCGAGAUAAUACACCGCAUCCAGACACAAUAGCAAUCAUGUACAACCUGGCGGAUUCGUUGUAUGCACAGGAAGAAUACGAUGAAGCCGAAACAAUAUACCAGCAGACGCUUGAGCGGCGAGUGAAUUUGCUGGGACGCGAGCAUCCAGACACUCUGGAAGCUAUGGAUAACAUGACCACCGCGUUGUACAAGCAGAAAAAAAAAUACAACGAGACAGAAAUCAUCAGGUACCGGAUGGUUGUGCUUCAAGAAAAGCUGCUCGGACCCGAGCAUCCAGACGUGCUACAAAAGUAG